This is a messenger RNA of Ochotona princeps (American pika), 1222 nucleotides long. Its product is annotated as HLA class II histocompatibility antigen, DQ beta 1 chain-like. The transcript has 6 exons. The record is from RefSeq and is a predicted model, not a curated record. Gene Ontology annotation, biological process: immunoglobulin production involved in immunoglobulin-mediated immune response; positive regulation of T cell activation; immune response. Gene Ontology annotation, molecular function: MHC class II protein complex binding. Lineage: Eukaryota; Metazoa; Chordata; Mammalia; Lagomorpha; Ochotonidae. Gene Ontology annotation, cellular component: membrane; MHC class II protein complex. The coding region runs from base 58 to 867 and encodes 269 amino acids.
GGUUCUAUUAGGUGCAAGUUUUGCUAACAAACAUUGCUCUUUCUUUUGUUCUCAAGUAUGCAUCAGCGGAUGGCUCUGCAGCUUCGGAGUGGCCUCCAGGGAGCAGCUGUGAUGGUGAUCCUGAUGGUGCUGGGUGCCCCAGGGGCUGAGGGACGAGACUCUCCACAGGAUUUCGUGUUCCAGUUUAAGGGCUUGUGUUACUUCACCAACGGGACGCAGCGGGUGCGGUCUGUGAACAGAUACAUCUACAACCGGGAGGAGUUCGUGCGCUUCGACAGCGACGUGGGCGAGUACCGGGCGGUGACCGAGCUGGGCCGGCCGAUCGCUCAGUCCUGGAACAGCCAGCAGGACAUCCUGGAGCAGACGCGGGCCGAGGCAGACACGGUCUGCAGACACAACUACCAGAUUGAGCUCAGUACCAUCCUGCAGCGGCGAGAGGUGCCUACGGUGACCAUCUCCCCAUCGAAGAGAGAGGUUCUGGAUCACCACAACAUGCUGGUCUGCUCGGUGACAGAUUUCUAUCCAAGCCAGGUCAAAGUCCGGUGGUUUCGGAAUAACCAGGAGGAGACAGCUGGUGUUGUGUCCACUCCCCUCAUUAGGAAUGGGGACUGGACCUUCCAGAUCCUGGUAAUGCUGGAGAUGACUCCACAGCGAGGAGAUGUCUACACCUGCUACGUGGAGCACCCCAGCCUGGACAGUCCCAUCACAGUGGAGUGGAGGGCACAGUCUGAAUCUGCCCAGAGCAAGAUGCUGAGUGGUGUUGGGGGCUUUGUGCUGGGGCUAAUCUUCCUGGGACUGGGCCUUAUCAUCCAUCGCAGGAGUCAGAAAGGACCUCGUGGACCUUCACCAGCAGGGCUCCUGCACUGACACCUGAGGACGUUUUGACUUGUAUUGAUUAUUUCUGUAAUAUCUGCCUUCCUGGCCUGGCCUGUAACUCCACGUUGCCUCAGUUAACAUGUCACCCUCUGAAAUCGUAUGUCUACAGUGACAUUGUUGUAGUUGCCAGCUCAUCUCCUGUGACCCCUCCCUAAAGAUCUGGUUAUGCCUCAGCUUCCUGCGCUGACCCUGAGUCUCUGUCUGUGUGCUUUCAGCUGUGACUACUCAAUCCUAAAGGAUUUCUUUUGUUCCAUUCCCCACUCCCACAGGUUGCUUGAGAGAGGUAGAUCAAAACCAUUUGCCUGCAUUUGGGAUUUAUUUUGUAAUUAAAUAUGAUUAUGAGUUA